Cladocopium goreaui is the source of this 2196-nucleotide messenger RNA. The record is from the annotation of a GenBank genome assembly. Lineage: Eukaryota; Dinophyceae; Suessiales; Symbiodiniaceae.
AUGAUGCAGAGGAGGAGGGCAACAAAAGAAGAGCUCAAACAAGGAGCUGAAGAAAUUCGGCAGGCUGAUGCAAGGAUGAGGACAGAAGCGGCAGCGUUGGGUGAGGAGCCAGUAGAAGAUGUAAAAGCAGAUGAAGGGAAGUCAGAACAAGUAAUGGAAAGCCUUGAAGAUGGACCCCAACAAGUGGAAAGGUAUGUAGAAGAGCCCCCAAAGAAUAGCCCAGAAGUAGCCAAUUCAGGAUCAAGACCAGGUGUCCCAAGCACACCACCGCCACCACAUCCUCCUGAGUUGGAGGUGAAAUCUGCGGGUCUGCAAACACCAGGUCAGACCAGCACUGCCAGGAAAUCUCCCGAGGUCAGGAGCUCUGUAGUUCAGCAGGAUGAGAAGGCUGCUGGAUCGGCUCUGUCUGAUCGACUUCGAGAGGACGUUGCAACCACGCCACUGUUCACUGAGGAACAAGCCAGGACCUUGAAUGAGUUGCAUGAUAGGGCACCAUGGCUGUACCAAUCAGGACGGUCGGCAUUCUCUCCAUAUCUUCAUAGGCCUGCUUUCUUAGAGCAUGAAGAGGAUAGGCUUAGAGAAGGGUUGUCAGAGAGGGAACGCCAGUUGCAAUAUAUGAGAGAUCGGUUGUUUCAAGAGCAGAACGAAAAAGAAGAGCUGAAAAGAGCAGUUUCGUCAGUCUUGGAGGACAAUCAACGCAUGAAAGUUCGACUCCAGGACUUGGAAGCAAAGGUGAGAGAUCCUGAGCAGAAGUUUUCGACUCCGGAAGGGUCACAGAAGCAGGAGGCCGAGACCACCAAAGAACCCCGAGGAUCAAAGGAGGCUGAGACCACCAAAGAUCAAAGAACAGGACCAGAAGCCGAAGCUUCCACCUCGGCACAUCAUGAGCCGAGACCAGAGGGAAGCGGAAGCCUGACUGAAAAGUUCAUGCUUCUCAUGAUGGAGUCUAUGAAAGAGAUGCAGAAGAAGUACCUAGAGAGCAAAGAUGAGGCUGGAAUGGUCAGAGGAGUAGAAGUGGUCAGAAGUGGAGCACCAGAGCUUCCACCCUUGCCGGCAUGGAACCCAACGCAGGGCCCCUUGCAACUGGGAGAUUGGAUUCAGCACCAAGCAUCUCCGCCGUCCAAUGUCCAGCUUGACAAGUGGCAGCGGUUAGAGAGGAGGAUGUCGGCGAUGCUACUCCAAUCAAUCCCGGAGAUGAUACGGGAUGAACUUGUGGCUUCACGACGUUUGAGCGUCUUUGGCAUCCUGACUCAUCUCUACACCGUCUACUGCCCUGGAGGUGUCUAUGAGAAACAGACCCUCCUCAAAAGCUUGGAAGAACCAGCGGAAGUUACUUCGCUGACAGAAGCACCGGCGGCCAUCAGGAAAUGGUUGAGGUGGAGGAGAAGAACAGAGGAGAUCGGGGCAGUGGCUCCGGACCCAGCCUUGUUGCUGAAGGGGCUGAAUCGCUUGACGCGCAAGGUCAUCGAGCCGAACAAGGAGCUGCAGUUUCGCAUCUCGAUGGUGCGUAACAGCCUGGGGGUAGACACAACCCCCACAGCAGUGACAGUUGGUCACUUUGCCACACACCUCCUGGCAGAGAUCGAGCAAGUCGCCCUCACAGAGAAGCGAUCAGCACCAGCAACGAGAACAGAAGCACCGAAGUUGAAGGCCUUUGAGGUUGACAAGGCCGACAAAGGAAGAGCAAGGACUUCAGAGAAGCAAGCAGAAGAAAGCACAGGCAAGCCAAGAUGCAAGUUCUACCUCAGUGAGGCUGGAUGUCGGAAAGGAAAGCAGUGCACCUACUCUCACGACGUCAAAGACGAGAAAAGACGCUGCUGGACAUGUGGCGCUGUGGAUCACAUGGCAUCGUCAUGCACAAGACCCAAGUCCACCUCAGCUGAGAGCAGUCCCACAAGGCCGAAGGUCAUGAAGAUCGAGGGGGAGGAGAAGACACCUUCCUCAAAGGAGACAGAUGCCCAGUCUUCGGCACCUUCUGAGGUGUCAAUGAAGGAGCUCAUGGAGGAGGCAAACAAGAUGCUCAGAUCGUUGUCCUCUUCUGGAGGAGCCCCAUCACCACCAACAAGCCCUACUUCAAAAGAGGAGGAUGCCAAGACUGAACUGAUGGAGAAGCUACAGCAGCAACUCAACAGCAUGAAGCUCAAGACACUGCGUUUGGGACGGAUGUCAACAGAAGUGAAGCCAAGGCCUCAUUGA